UUACAAGCUUGACAUCAUAACAAUAACAGAACCAUUUUUCAAACGGUUCUAUGUAGAACUAUAUACAUAGAAGUCAUGGUUCUAAAAAGAACAUUGCCUUUAAUAGAGAACCCAUGAAGAAUCAUUGAAGAAACUUCCUGAAAAGUUUACAUCAUAUAAUUCUAAGUGAUUCGAUUUCUUAUUGCAGGAAGUAAAUAUUUCAACAAACACUUCACAUCUUUGACUAAGUGGCAAAAUGGGCAUCUACACUUUUGUACCUUACACUUCUGUGUAUAAUACUUUGGCAAUGAAAUAAUUAGAUUAGAUUAGAUAAAAAAUCAGCAGCGGGCACAACUCGACCCUCAUUAUUUCUGAACAUUGCGUAACAUGCAGGAAGUUGGCGAUCCACGGACUACUUCUGCGCGUGUGUGUCCCUCCCACCGCUGCUGGACACUUUCCACAACUUUCAAGCGCCGAACGAGCUCACUUUCGAUAAAAAGGUAGGAGGACGCAUUAAUGUCUGGAACCUUCACAGCUCACGCGAUUUUAUUAAUAACCAACCCAGGCGUCGCUCGUUUCUCGUCCUUUCUAAGUUUGAGAAGAAGCUCCGCGCGUUCCUGAGAUUCCAGAAAAAGAGCCUCGGGCGCGUAACCGCUCUGCGUCUCUUCAUCCUCCUGCAGUAAAACUCGCAAAGCCUGCAUUUCCACCCGGAAAAACAACAAAAUUACGACGUAUUAACAGACAAAAACGAGCUUUACCGUCUGGCUGUACAACAACUGCGGAGUUUUCUUUUUUUUUUGUUGCCAUUUUAGGCCGGAGUGCCCAAUCCUGGUCCUGGAGAUCGACCACCCUGCAGAGUUUAGCUCCAGCCCUGAUCAAACACACCUGAACCAGGUAAUGAAGGCCUUCAGGGACAUCUGAGUAUUACAGCCACGGGUGUUUGGAUCUGAACUCUCCAGGACUGGGCACCCCUGUUCGCAGUAAAGAUGACAGAAGUUGUGCACAUGAUUGACAGCGAGGUCUUCAUGGCCUUCUCCACCUAUGCAACCAUAGUCAUCCUCAAGAUGAUGCUCAUGGGUCCCAUUACGUCAUACCACCGACUGACGAAGAAGGUGUUUUCCAACAUGGAAGACACGGCUCUGGGGGGUCCUGCUGAGGACAGGAAGAAGAUGAUUAGGGCGGAUCCAGAUGUUGAGCGAGUGCGAAGAUGCCAUCAGAACGACCUGGAGAACAUCAUUCCCUUUGUGGUGAUUGGCCUGCUCUACGCUCUGACAGGGCCUGACCUCUCCAUUGCCCUGCUGCACUUCCGCUUGUUCGUGGGUUCACGAUGCUUCCACACGGUGGCCUACCUGCUGCCGCUGCCCCAACCCAGCAGGGCUCUGGCCUGGAUGGUGGGCAUGGUCACCACUUUCUCCAUGGCCUACCGUGUCCUCACCACUGCUCUCUUUCUGUAAACAGAUAGCAAAGCUGUUUGCCAGAGGUUGCUCAAUUGAAUGUGAAAUACUUUUUUUGCAAUUGUGGCUUGUUGAUCUGUCUUUAGUAAUACAGAAAUCAGUAAAACAUUCUUCUGUGAGUUCAGACCAUGCCCUCAACAUGCAACACAGCAAGGUGAGGAUGUGAAUUUAUAGGGUGUUAGAUUGAAAGAAGGAGGGGUUUCAGGCAUGUUCCUCCCCCAAAACUUCAGUUAUAACAUAACUACAUUUUGUUUAGCAGUCGCCUGCAAUGCAAUGUGAAAUGUCAGUCUUUUUGUCUGUGUAAACUGCUUUAAAAGUAUUACUAAACAACUACGUUUCUAAGGUUGUGAGUUUUAGAAUUUUAAAAGUUGGUUCAUUUUGAUUUCUUAAAAAAGGUAAAUCUGUAAAAGUCAAUGUAUUGUGCUUGUGAAUGUUUACCACAUUGCUUAAAAAAGUUUCAGUUAUGGAUAAAACUGAAUUUGCAAAGAAA
Colossoma macropomum (tambaqui) is the source of this 1923-nucleotide messenger RNA. Its product is annotated as microsomal glutathione S-transferase 1-like. Bases 966 to 1433 code for a protein of 155 amino acids. Gene Ontology annotation, molecular function: glutathione transferase activity. The transcript has 4 exons. The record is from RefSeq and is a predicted model, not a curated record. Lineage: Eukaryota; Metazoa; Chordata; Actinopteri; Characiformes; Serrasalmidae. Gene Ontology annotation, cellular component: mitochondrion; membrane.